CAUUUUCCUUCCUUCCUCCAGAAGCUUAUGAGAUCGCUCUGCCACCUGGAAGCGGCAUUUCAGUUCUCAUAAAGCCCGGGACCCCAACUCUGCCAGUAAAGGUCUGUUACAUCAUCAUUUCCACAAGACGGGAAACCAAGCUGUCCAUCAAAGCCGGAGAGAGUAGAGUCUUUUCCUUUAGCUGCCAGAAUCCAGAGAAUCACUUUGUCAUUGAGAUCCAGAAGAAUAUUGACUGCAUGUCAGGCCCAUGUCCUUCUGGAGAGGUUCAGCUUCAGCCCUCAACGUCGGUGUUGCCCGCCCUCAACAGGACCUUCGUCUGGGAUGUCAAAGCUCACAAGAGCAUCGGUCUGGAGCUGCAGUUCUCCCUCCCACGCCUGAGGCAGGUCGGGCCGGGGGAGAGCUGCCCAGACGGAGUCACUCACGACAUCAGCGGCCGCCUGGACGCCACGGUGGUCAGGAUUGGAACCUUCUGCAGCAACGGCACUGUGUCCCGGAUCAAGAUGCAAGAGGGAGUGAAAAUGGCCUUGCACCUGCCCUGGUUCAACAACAGGAACGUCUCCGGCUUCAGCAUCACAAACCGAUCAUCAGUAAAACGCCUGUGCAUCAUCGAGUCUGUGUUCGAGGGUGAAGGCUCAGCUACCCUGAUGUCUGCCAACUACCCAGAUGGCUUCCCCGAGGACGAGCUCAUGACGUGGCAGUUCAUCGUUCCCGCGCACCUGCGGGCCAGCGUCUCCUUCCUCCACUUCAGCGUCUCCAACUGCGUGAAGAAGGAGGAGCGGGUCGAGUACUACAUCCCAGGCUCCACCACCAACCCCGAGGUGUUCAAGUUGGAGGACAAGCAACCUGGGAACAUGGCCGGGAACUUCAACCUCUCUUUGCAGGGCUGUGACCAAGAUGCCCAAAAUCCAGGGAUCCUCCGGCUGCAGUUUCAAGUUUUGGUCCAACGUCCACAAAAUGAAAGCAAUAAAACCUAUGUGGUUGACUUGAGUAAUGAGCGAGCCAUGUCGUUGACCAUCGAGCCACGGUCCAACAAACCGAGCACUGACUCUGUCCCUGGCUGCUUCGUGUGUUUGGACCCUUGGACCUGCAGCACCAACCUCACCCUGACACCUGGAUCCAAACAUAAGAUCUCCUUCCUUUGUGAUGAUCUGACUCGCCUGUGGAUCAAUGCCGAGAAAAACAUAACCUGCACAGACCACCGAUACUGCCACAGGAAGUCCUACUCACUCCAAGUACCAGGGUACAUCCUCCAGCUGCCUGUGCAGCUGCACGACUUCUCCUGGAAGCUGCUGGUACCCAAGGACAGCCUCAGUCUGGCCCUGGUGCCAGCCCAGAAGCUGCAGCAGCACACGCACGAGAGAGCCUGCAAUGCCAGCUUCAGCUACCUCUUGGCCAGCGCUGUCCCCGGCCAGGACCUUCGCUUCGGCUUCUUCUGUUCUGGAGGCUCCAUCGAGCAGAUCCGGGUGAAGCAGAACAUCUCAGUGACCCUCCGCACCUUUGCCCCCAGCUUCCAGCAGGAGGCCUCCAGGCAGAACCUAACCGUGUCCUUUAUCCCCCACUUCAAAGAGGAUGGUGUUUUCACAGUGACCCCCGACAGGAAAAGCAAGGUCUACCUGAGGACCCCUAACUGGGACCGGGGCUUGCCGUCCCUCACCUCGGUGUCCUGGAACAUCAGCGUGCCCCAUGACCAAGUGGCCUGCCUGACCUUCCUCAAGGAGCGGACUGGUGUGGUCUGCCAGACGGGGCGUGCUUUCAUGAUCAUCCAGGAGCAGCGGUCCCACGCUGAGGAGAUCUUCAGCCUGGAGGAGGAGGUGCUGCCCAAGCCAAGCUUCCGCCAUCACAGCUUCUGGGUCAAUAUCUCCAACUGUAGCCCCGUGAGUGGCAAGCAGCUGGAUCUACUCUUCUGGGUCUCACUUACCCCAAGGACUACAGACCUGACUGUCAUCAUCCUCACCGUGGUGGGAGGUGGCGCCUUACUGCUGUUUGCCCUCGGACUCAUCAUUUGCUUUGUGAAAAAGAAUAAGAAAAAGAAGAUCAGCAAGGGCCCGGCCGUAGGUAUCUACAAUGGUAACAUCAAUACCCAUAUGCCAAUGCAGCCAAAGAAGUUUCAGAAAAGACGGAAGGACAACGACUCCCAUGUGUAUGCCGUCAUCGAUGACACCAUGGUGUACGGGCACCUGCUGCAGGAUUCCAGCGGGUCCUUCCUCCAGCCAGAGGUUGCCACCUACCAGCCCUUCCAGGGCCCCAUGGGCGACUGCCCCCCCUCCCCACCCCCUACCUGCUCCAGGGCCCCAACCGCAAAGCUGACCACAGAUGAGCCAUCCCCUGGCUCCCCUCCUGAGUCUGAGAGCGAACCCUACACCUUCUCCCACCCCAAAGACACGAAUAUAAGCAACGGGAACACGGACAUUCCCUUGCUGGACACCCACAAGCCCACAGAGCCUGGGGAAUAACUUGGACCCACUCCAAAGACUUUGCAUAAAGCAGGGCACUGAGACGCCCUUUGGGGUUCCCAACCCGAAAUCCUAAAAGAAGAGGAGUUGUGUGGAAGGACAAAGAGGUUUUCCUGGACACCACCAACUUCUUCUGAUUUCCAAGUGGACCCAUUCCGAUGAUGAGACGUUGAAAAUGAAUUGUGAUCUGGGUACAGUCAUCACAGUGCAUGUCCUUCUAAACUCAGGUUGGCUUGUAACCAGCCCAUAGUGAGAGGGCAGAGGCUCAGUCACCCAGGACAGGGUUGCAACCAGCCCUAGAUUUGGAUUUGGAGUUAGACUUCUUCAGGUUGACAUUUCCGAUCCCUAGGAGCCCACCCGAGGUCCCUGCUUUCACUGGGGUCCCCUGGGUGAAAAUGACAAUGUGCCUUUUAUUAUUAUCAUUAUUAUUAAUAUUUAUUUGGUGGUCCUGUGUAUUUAAGAAGUUGAAUGUCUACCCACGCAGCUCUUUUCACCUGACAUAGUGACAACUCAUGCUGACUAGUUAGACAGCUGGGUUUUGACUUCUGCUGACCACUAGAUAAACAUGUGCUUGCCCCCUAGGAGGUGGAAUAGGUAAUCUGUCCAGCCAGAAAAGGCUGUGUGUGUGUUUGAAGGCACUGACGCCCACCUGCUUUGACAAGAGCCCUCCUGGUUCUCUCGCUCGGCAUGUGGUUAUCCCACUGCAGAAAGACAUCCUCAGUCCCAUUGUCCUUUGACCUAGAAAUAAGAGACGUUUCCUUGAAUUGCCAUGUGUGGCUCUCCCAGCUGCAGCGAUACUUUGGCAUUGAAACAGAAACUGAGAGAAUAUUUUCAUCCUCUAAAAACAUUUAAAAAUACACCAGAGAGUGGCCACCCAUAUUCGUUUCCUAAUGCGACUGAAGCAAAUUACCACAAACAUGGUGGCUCAAAACAGCACAAAUUUCCUACCUUAUGGUCCUGGAGAUCAGAAGCUCAAAGUGGGUUUCACUGAGCUAAAAUCAGCGUGUCAGCAGAGCCUCCUUCUGGAGGCUCCGGGGAGAAUUCGUUUCCUUGUCUUUUCCAGCUAGUAGAGGCUGCUCACCUUCCUUGCCUCCGAUGGUGGCCAUGUGACAUUCCUGCAUCCCUCUUUUACUUACAAGAAACUUUCAGUUAUAAAGGACCCUCCCAGAUAAUACAGAAUAAUCUCCCCAUCACAAGAUCUUUAACUUAAUCACACUGAAAAGUCCCUUUUGCCUUGUCACGUAACAUAUCCAGAGGUUCUGGGGAUUAGGACACAGAUCAUUAUUCUGCUGACCACACCUUCCUGCCCCUGCAAGAGAGACAAGAUGAUCCAGCCCACAGGUGUGCUAUGCUUAGCCUGCAGCAUCUUUCUAAAGAAUUAGUUCCCAACAUUUAAAAUUAUAAAAUGUUUACAUAAAUAUCCAGGUCAGAAGAUCAGACCACGCUGGAGCUCACAUUCUCACUGAGCAGCAAGUGGCUGGAGUUGAAAUGCAGCUCCAUCAUUAGAUGGGGCAUCUGGCUCACCAGUUCGCCGCAGGCCCCGCCGCUCCCUGUCGCCUCCCACACUGAGGCCGAGUCUCCGUUGCUACUGGUCAGUGCCCUGCAGAUUUGCUUCUCUCAUCAUGAAAUGGAAAGUUCGGAACCCGUAUCUCAUCUCAAAUAAGAAGACCAGCCUCGAGGCUAAUGUGUGCUUCAGGAAAGAUUUUUUUACACACAGCCCACAUCCUUCAUUUAUACUAAUUACCACUUGGCUCCUGUGGGUGUUUGCCUUUAUGGACCCUGCUCUCAUCUGGGAGAAGAGGGAUUGUUUUGUGACUUGUCAGCACAGUCCCAAGAUCAAUACUUCUGUGGCAAAACCUUCUUUAAAUAAUAGAUUCACAUCUAUUGUGUUCAGUGACUUCCCCUUGGAAACACACUGCCCAGACUUGUCCACCAUGAAAAUGAGUUGUCUCCAUGAAAAUGAGUUUUGCAAUCUCCUAAAUGCUGUGUUCCAAGGUCUGUUGAACUCUCUCCAGAAAGAAGAGUAUGUUGUGUUUUUUUUUACUUUUUUUGUUGUUGUUUUACUUAUGCCUUCGGUGCUGCCUGUGACACUUUUACUUCUGAAUGGCUGGCUCUGUACAGGGACCCUUGGCCUCUUGACCUGAGAUGCUGGCAAACCUCCCCCAUGAAGGGCCAGAGGAGGGCUGUGGCUUCCUUCCCUCUGCUGAAAUUGUGUCGUUAUUUAAAGUCACCGUUGAAGCUCUGGCCCUCCAUUCUCUGCCUUCCCCAACCUCCUGGCCUCUUCUGAGGGUCACUCAGCCAGUGCCCUGCAUCCCACCCCAAAGUGUGGCUGUCAUCACACAUGUCACCGUUACUUACAAGGGCCCCACGUGGCCAUCUUUUAAUGGAGAGCUCAAAACUCCUGGCCAAGAUGUGGUCUUCCUGAGAUCUCAGGUGGACUUAAUGUCUCUGAAGACACGCCUCCUUGAAGGGGCCAGCCCGACGUACCCCUGGCACUUUUCUUUAAAGCCUGGUCCCCACUUCUGUAAAAUAUUUCAGGGUUGCUGGAAACCAAACAUGUUUGUUGAAGCCCAGCUUGUGCCAGCACGGUGCCCUCCACGCUGGCUCUGCAGAUGCCGGGCAGCCCUUGCGCCCAUCUGCUGUGGCUGUGACAAAGCCCGGCUCAGACAGGACUGAAUAAUGCUGCGGUCAUUUUGCACGGGAGGGGGACGUCCCAAGGAAGAAAGAGUCAAGGAGGAAAAGCGUUAAGUCCGUGGGACAUGACUUUGGUCAAGCUUAGGACUGGUUUGUGUGGAUCUGCAAUGCUUCACUGGAAAUAAUUUAUUUGUUGUAGAUAAUUUUUAGGUAGCAUUUUAUUCAUUUCCUACACUUUUUUAAAUAAAUAUACAGUAAAAAAAAAAA
Vicugna pacos (alpaca) is the source of this 5354-nucleotide messenger RNA. NCBI's taxonomy places the organism in Eukaryota, Metazoa, Chordata, Mammalia, Artiodactyla, Camelidae. The record is from RefSeq and is a predicted model, not a curated record.